This is a messenger RNA of Salvelinus fontinalis (brook trout), 4698 nucleotides long. Its product is annotated as LHFPL tetraspan subfamily member 3 protein-like. The record is from RefSeq and is a predicted model, not a curated record. The transcript is spliced from 4 exons. Lineage: Eukaryota; Metazoa; Chordata; Actinopteri; Salmoniformes; Salmonidae. Bases 1273 to 1956 code for a protein of 227 amino acids. Gene Ontology annotation, cellular component: plasma membrane. Gene Ontology annotation, biological process: sensory perception of sound.
UAGUCUACCAUUUUGGAAAGAGACCGGUGGAGGCGCGCCGCGUGCACUAACCAAACCGGGCCAGUGCAACUGAAUCUGUCUGUGAGGGACAAUUUCCCCCAGACCGAGCCGCGUGAGCAAAACGGUUCCUCGAUUAUUGUAUAGGCUCCAUUUCGACGAACGAACGGCUCGGAUCAUCUGAUUGCAGUGAUUUAGGAGGGAUUGUCAUCCGGAUGCUGUUCCGUAGCCUAGCCUACAGAGGGUAGCCUACCAGAGCCAGAGUGGGUUGUGAUGCAUCGGUGUGUUUGACGGCUUUUCACGUAGGCUAUAUGUAUCUUUGAAGAUAGUGCUGAGAAUGUAACUGCUCAUGGGACAGACAAACACAGAGUUGUUAUAGAUUGAGAGAACGGAACACCGUCAGCGCUGACACGGUGAGGGUAUUGAAUCGUGUCUCUCUCUUUUCUCUCAUCCUCCUCAUCCUUCUUCCGGCAUCACUGACGGAGGCUGCUGAUGCUGCCGUAGCUCGUGAAAAAAAUCUCUGUAGCAACUACCUGGACUGGGCUGUGCGUUAUCUAUAUCCCGCUAGAUGCUGUGAAUUAUCCCGCAGGAUUGUGAUUUGGGCUAUACAAGAAGGAAGGCAUCAUAGUCAUUGCGUUUCGUUUGCUCCGGUUUGACUCCGUCGCUGUCGUAAUCAUUGCUUAGCCAUAGGCUAUUGCGAAAACUGCUGUUCUAUUAGCUAUUGGAAGGCCUUAUUAUUUGAUAUUGAUUUGAAUCUUAAAAUGAGUAAAGUGUUAUGGGUAAUAUCCGAAUAACAAUCUGAUAUUUGCUGUGUUUUUCAAGGAGGUAUUCCGGAGACAUACAAGUGACAUGUGCCAGAAGCGAUGUCUGACAAACGGUUAGACGGCCAUACAUAGCCUAUGCGAAAGGUGGAAGGGAAUUAUUUCUCAUAUAGGCUAGUUCAGGAGUCGCCACAUUCUCAGAGUUAUCAUUUAGGCUAAAUAAAAGCGCAAUCUUGCAGAUUAGCUUUUGGCUAUUCAGUUUAUGCGCCAGCGUCGGGGUGCGACGUCAUGAGUUGAAUGUGCUUGCCAGAUGUUGCCUUUGAUGUGAUUCAUUCAGUUGCAUGGGUACAUAGGCUACUUUGGGUUGCAUUUAUUCAGCAAACAUAUCUACUGACUCCUCCAUUGCUCAACUAAUUAAUUAGUCAGUGCCCCCCUUUGCUCAUAGACCUACUUUAAUAGGCUUACCUACUUCAUAAGAAUACCGGGACUGGGAUACAACACAAACUGUGCUACAAUGAUACCCGGAUCCGCUGCGUCGAUGCUCCCAUCGAUGUCUUCGGAAGACAUUAAACUAUACCAGCAUAACUAUGUCCGGAACUCCAAUGCCAUCGGACUUCUGUGGGCCAUCUUCACCAUCCUGUUUGCCAUCUUGAACGUGGUGAUCUUCAGCCAGCCCUAUUGGAUCGGGGACGGCGUGGACACCCCACAGGCCGGCUAUUUCGGCCUCUUCCACUUCUGCACCGGCGAUGGGAUCCAGAGGGAGCUCGACUGCACAGGGACCUUCACCGAGUUCGCUCAGAUCCCUUCCACCGCGUUCAAGGCCGCGUCGUUCUUCGUCGGGAUGUCGAUGAUGCUGGUGAUAGCUUGCAUCGCUUCUUUCACUCUCUUCUUCCUGUUCUCCACCACCACCGUCUAUAAGAUCUGCGGCUGGAUGCAGGGGGCCUCGGGUGUGUGUCUGGUGAUGGGCUGUAUAAUCUACCCUGAUGGCUGGGACAGUGAUGAGGUGCGGAGGAUGUGCGGUGAGCAGACAGACAAGUACUCCCUGGGAGCAUGCUCCAUGCGUUGGGCUUACAUCCUGGCUAUCAUGGGGGUCCUGAAUGCCCUCAUGCUCUCCUUCCUGGCCUUCGUACUGGGCAACAGGCAGGACGGACUCAUGACCGAGGAACUGCUGGCCGAGAGCAAGGCUGGGAAUGCCUAAAACAUCCAUAGGUGUGUUUCCUAGUGUGUGUGUUCACCGUUCAUCACUCUCCAGCUUUUUACCCAUCACCCCCAGAAGAGGACAGCACACAAUGGCUGUGGGAGAGAGAAGAAAGAGAGAGAGGGGGGAGAAAGGAGGGAAGAGGAGGAGAAAUGGAUAGCUAUGGAACUAGACGCCUCCACUCCAUUCACACUUGCACGUUCACACUGUAAUAUUCCACCCCUCACCCUUUAGUUUAUAAUAUAUACUGUAUCUGCCAAUGAUAUGUACAUACGUGUGUCUUUGUUGUCCGUUUUGCUCAUAGUCCUAGCCCUAUUGAGCGUCUCUACCCCAAACUACUCCCUUAUCACUGAGCCCGUAGAACCCCAGCAGAGACUGACAACCCUUACACAACCGAUAAUCAACCAAGACAGGGACAGAGAUUUUGACUGACCAACUGAAGACGUAUGGAUUAUCUGCAAGAAUAUGGAUGGGUUGUACUAGGUUGAAGUAUUAUACUGAUACAAAUACACAAACAUGGUAGUACAGUUCACAUGUACAUAAAUGCACGUGGGUGAGCAAAUACACACACACACACACACACACACACACACACAUUCUCAUGUAAAGUCACACGUGAAUACAUAUCCUUAGACUUUAACCUUGUAAUAAAUCCAUACGCUAACACGUUGAGCAACAGUAGAUAUUUUAUAUUAGUGUACCAUGCCAUCUCGUGAGUAUGUGUUUAUGUUUUAGUUGUGAAAAGAAGGAAAUGUCCUCUUCUCAUCUAAUAUUGGGUGUAAAUUUACGAUAUCUCAACAUAAUGUGUGAACUCUUACAAACAAAACCUAUCCCUCCUCCUCAUUCCCCCCCUCUUCCUCAAUAGCCGUCUUUACUAGAGCACUGUUGUCUAACGUGAGUGGCUACGGUUACUGUAUAUAGAUCAUUUAUUCUAGUUUUACAAAGUUGGGGCUGAAAUAUAUGUAUAAACACUCAAAUAUAAAAGAAGCACUGUUGUUGGAAUUCAGUUUGUUACUCCAUUUCAAGCGUACGUCGUCGAUGCCCAGCUCAGCUCGUUUUGCACACUACUUGCAUUUGAGGAGAAUCUCAAUGUGUUGUAGUUUGUGGUAUGGUAUAUUCUUAUUCACUGUGAUGGGGGAGGUAUAUGAUUGUAUGUCUGCUCCAUAUCUUGUAGCUGUUGGGUGAAUGCGUGUUUGUAUGAGUGUGAAUGUAGGGGGGUGGGGGUGGGGGUGGUUUGGUUCUUCUAUCCUUGUGGGGCUCUAAAAUCCCUAAAAGUCUCCAUGAUAGUAAAAUAAGAAAAAUAAGAACAAAGGCUAUGUUAGGUUUAAGGUUAGGGUUAUAUUUAGUGUUAGCGGUUAGGAGUUAGGUUUUGGGUUGGUGCUUGCCUACGGAGCUGUGAGGGGAACGGCACCUCAGUACCUUCAGGCUCUGAUCAGGCCCUACACCCAAACAAGGGCACUGCGUUCAUCCACCUCUGGCCUGCUCGCCUCCCUACCUCUGAGGAAGUACAGUUCCCGCUCAGCCCAGUCAAAACUGUUCGCUGCUCUGGCACCCCAAUGGUGGAACAAACUCCCUCACGACGCCAGGUCAGCGGAGUCAAUCACCACCUUCCGGAGACACCUGAAACCCCACCUCUUUAAGGAAUACCUAGGAUAGGAUAAAGUAAUCCUUCUAACCCCCCCCCCUUAAAGGAGUUAGAUGCACUAUUGUAAAGUGGUUGUUCCACUGGAUAUCAUAAGGUGAAUGCACCAAUUUGUAAGUCGCUCUGGAUAAGAGCGUCUGCUAAAUGACUUAAAUGUAAUGUAAAUGUUAAGGAAAAUAUAAUUUGUAAUGGAAAUCAAUUUUAGGUCCCCACGAGGAUAGAAGAACAAAACCCGUGUGUGUUUUUUAAAUGCACCUUUUUAAUGUACCAACACACCAGCCUCGUCUCAUAACGACUCUUAUACUGUAUAGUCCUGAACAUACAGAUUUAUGUCCCUCCCUCUUGAUCGCUCACUUUCUCUCUCGCUUGCUCUUUCUCCAUCUCAUUCUCUCUCUAUUGCACUCUCCCUCUCUCUCCCCCUUUCCAGCUGUCUCUCUCUUUCUAUCUCUCUCUGUCUCUCAUGUUUUUAGGAAUGAGUGUGUUUGUUAAGUUAACCUUUUUAAUGUACCAACACAUCAACUCUCUCUCUCUCCCAUGGUUUUUCAGUAUGAGUAUGUUUGUUAAAUGCACUUUUUUAAUGUACCAACACACCAGCCUCAUCUCAUAAUGAUUCUUAUACUAUGUACAUACUUAUUUAUUUCCCUCUCUUGAUCUCUCACUUUCUUUCUUUCUCUCUCUCAUGUUACUUUUUCAGUAUGUGUUCAUAAUUCAUUAUGGGGACGUGCAGGUAAUAUUAAUUGUGGAGAGGGUCAUAUGUAAUAAUUGAUUGAUUGAUUAAUCUAUAAGGCCUGGUGAAGUUAUUUAAGUCCCAUACCUCCAUCAUGAGCUGAGAGGAGGAAGAGCAAAAAGAGGGGGAGGAGAAAGGGGAUUAAUAUGAGAAGGAAGAGGUGUGAACUAAUAGUGUUUAAUACUGUAGGAAUGAAAGGCCUCUCCCAGCCUCACCUGUAUGUAUAUAUGUACCACCAAUGUUAAUAUAAAUAUAUUACAGAUACCAAACAUUAAGCAAAUACAUGGAAGAGAAGGGUAACGGCAAUGGAAUAAAUAAAGUUAUUAUAAAGAAUAUAUGAAUAUGAUUAAUAAAGGUUUUCACUGUAGAACAA